Penicillium concentricum is the source of this 2712-nucleotide messenger RNA. RefSeq lists its product as uncharacterized. Lineage: Eukaryota; Fungi; Ascomycota; Eurotiomycetes; Eurotiales; Aspergillaceae. Gene Ontology annotation, molecular function: protein binding. The transcript has 3 exons. The record is from RefSeq and is a predicted model, not a curated record. The coding region runs from base 1 to 2712 and encodes 903 amino acids.
AUGUCAUACCCCCAACAUCCCGCGCAGAGGCCGCCGCCUUUGCGACAAUACAAUGCCCCUCCGCCUUCCAUGGCAUCGCCAGGAGGUUAUUCGCAAGAUGGUUCCCAAGGCGGAUACAGCGACGACAUGGGUGGCCACUACCAGCAGACCGACCCAGGCUACGACGAUGCGGCAUAUAGUUACCAGUCCAGCUCCUCCGGUUCGCAACCAUAUGCUGCCACACAAUCCCAGCCGCGCUCCAUGCGUCCACCGGGUCCACCAGGCCCGGGAAAUGGACGACCUCCAGGCCCUGGCUAUGAUGAUCGACGUGGCUAUCCUCCCGGCGGAAGACCACCGCCGCAAUCGCGGUCAAGAACACCUGGCGCACGCCCACCCCCAGGCGGUUCCUUCGACAAUCCCUUUCCCUCCUUUCCUAAUCGAGACCCAAGAGAUCCGAGGGCACCCAGAGACCCGCGCGACCCGCGCGACCCUAGAGCCCAAAGAGACCCAAGAGAUCGGCGCGGUCCGCCACCGCGAGGCCUAGAGAACGACAUGGCUGCAAUGGACAUCAAUGGCAGGGGCCCGCCUAGACCGCAUACUUCAAAUUCCAAUGGAAGACGCCCGGAUAUGCGACAGCCACCUCCACGCGGACCUCCACCCGGGCAGGGCCGAGGUGGCUACCCAAUGGGCCCAGUGCGAGCUGCUAGCUCAGGCAGACCAGAUCGACGUGAUAGAGACUAUCCAGACUUCAUGGGGCCGUCUAUGCCUCCGCCACCAAGAAGCGCAACGAUGCCGCUCGCUCCAGGCGCUCCAAGCGCACCACUCUACCCAGGCCAAUCGACCUACCAAGAAACAGAUUACCCAGAACCUCCUAUGCGUCCUGAUACUGCUGGAAGCAUGCGAACCCCACGAUCUCGGGCUCCCAACGACAUAGACCCAGGCCUAAUGAUCCCCCCCACUGGAUUGAUGAUCCCCCCUGAGCCCGCCAAUCGUGUUUCGUAUGCGCCCAAAGACUUUUUGGACAGCUAUUAUGAGUCUGGUGGUGGUGCUGAUGAACCCGAGAUGCCUAACUUCGAUGCCAUAGACGCACAUCAGCGCGGCCCAAUUGAUGAGAUGGGCCUGGAAAUAACACCAGUCAAGAGACCAGGCCCUGCUCCGACUUCUUCGCCUGGAGACUACUAUUCCCCCAACGGGGUGGAUCCUAUGCGCUCCCAAUCCCAACCAAAUCUCCAACAAGGACCGAAUGCCAAUCAGUUUCAAAAUGCGGGAUUCCAGUUUGACAUUCCCGGAGAAGCUCCCGGUUUCGAUCACCCAGGCGCUGCUGGGUAUGCGCCGAAUGGUUAUGAGGAUUAUGCCGGUUACUCUCAUGGUCCUGCCCCGGCCCGAACCAACCAGCCAGGCUAUUCCCACGACCAGGCCGAGGUAUCAGAACCUCAGCAGAAUCCCGAUGCUCUUCCUCACCACCCAGCCCCGUUCCGCCCUGGACACGAUCAGGCGCCAAAGCCUGCACCGGUUCGGCAGUACAGCGCUCCUGAACCCAUCCCAGCCCCCGUUGCUCCACAGCCAAUGAGGGUCCCCGGUCCAACGGCUCAGACGCCUGUCACGAUUCAAGAGAUACAGCAACUGCAACAGAAGGCGCGAGGCAAUCCCGCCGACCAGCACACUCAACUUCUCCUCGCCAAAAAGCUGGUAGAGGCAUCCACGGUUCUGGUAGGGGAUGACAGCAGACUCGAUCCGAAAACCAAAGCCAAGGCCAAGGAGAAGUACGUGAUGGAUGCGCAUAAGAUUAUCAAAAAGCUCGUGACAGCUGGGUACUCUGAAGCCCAGUUUUUCCUAGCCGACUGCCACGGUGAGGGUCUACUGGGACUCGAAGUCGACCCCAAAGAAGCUUUCUCACUAUACCACUCUGCUGCGAAGCAAGGACACGCGCAGUCGGCAUACCGCGUGGCCGUAUGCUGCGAGAUUGGCCAGGAAGAAGGAGGUGGUACCAAACGUGAUCCAUUCAAGGCCGUUCAAUGGUACAAGCGUGCCGCUGCGCUUGGUGAUACACCCGCCAUGUACAAAAUGGGAAUGAUUAAUCUAAAGGGACUGCUGGGUCAAGCUCGGAACCCUCGGGAGGGUGUGUCGUGGCUUAAGCGGGCGGCUGACCGUGCGGACGAGGAAAACCCGCACGCCCUCCACGAGCUUGCCCUCAUGUAUCAGAACGCUGGCGGCAAUGACAUCAUCAUCCGCGACGAGAAGUAUGCCUCCCAGUUAUUCCAUCAAGCUGCCGAGCUGGGCUACAAGUUCUCUCAAUUCAGACUUGGUACUGCCUAUGAGUACGGCCUGAUGGGAUGUCCCAUUGAUAACCGCACGAGUAUCAUCUGGUACACUCGUGCCGCGGCCCAGGGUGAACACCAGAGUGAACUCGCCCUUAGUGGCUGGUAUCUCACUGGAUCAGAGGGCAUUCUAUUGCAGAAUGACACCGAGGCCUAUCUAUGGGCUCGUAAGGCGGCCACCGCAGGCCUUGCCAAGGCUGAAUAUGCCAUGGGAUAUUUCACCGAGGUCGGAAUCGGUGCUGCUGCUAACUUGGAUGACGCAAAGCGAUGGUACUGGCGCGCAGCUGCACAAGGAUUCCCCAAGGCUCGUGAGCGUCUUGAAGACCUCAAGAAGGGCGGAAGCCGAAUGCAAAAGACUCGCCUCUCACGCUCGGCCGUUAACAAGCAGAGUGAUGGGGAUUGCGUUCUCAUGUAA